This is a messenger RNA of Durusdinium trenchii, 1319 nucleotides long. The record is from the annotation of a GenBank genome assembly. Lineage: Eukaryota; Dinophyceae; Suessiales; Symbiodiniaceae.
UUGGAAGGUGUCGCAUUGCCAAGCAGCCUGCAGACUUUGACCUUCGGAAAGGAGUUCAACCAGAGCUUGGACGGUGUCACCUUGCCAAGCAGCCUGCAGACUUUGACCUUCGACACCCAGUUCAACCGGAGCUUUGACAAUGUCAUGUUGCCAAGCAGCCUGCAGACUUUGACCUUCAGCCGGGACUUCAACCAGAGCUUAAAAGGUGUCAUUUUGCCGAGCGGCCUGCAGACUUUGACCUUCGACGAGCACUUUAACCAGAGCUUGGAAUGUAUGAUCUUGCCAAGCAGCUUGCAUACUUUGACCUUCGGCGACAAAUUCAAUCAGAGUUUGGAAGGUGUCACAUUGCCAGACACCAUGGAGAAUAUGACCUUCGGCGAGAGGUUCAACCAGAGCUUAGAAGGUGUCACCUUGCCAAGCAGCCUGCAGACUUUGACCUUCGGCAUGCACUUCAACCAGAGCUUGGAAUGUGUCAUGUUGCCAAGCAGCCUGCAGACUUUGACCUUCGACGACAGUUUCAACCAGAGCUUGGAAGGUGUCACCUUGCCAAGCAGCCUGCAGACUCUGACCUUCGGCGGGGAAUUCAACCAGAGCUUGGAAGGUGUCACGUUGCCAAGCAGCUUGCAGACUUUGACAUUUGGCUACGAUUUCAACCAGAUCUUGGAAGGUGUGAUCUUGCCAAGCAGCCUCCAGAGUUUGACCUUGGGCAACGAGUACAACCAGAGCUUGGAAGGUGUCACAUUGCCAAGCAGCUUGCAGACAUUGACAUUCAGCUACGAUUUCAACCAGUGCUUAGAAAGUGUCAUCUUGCCGAGCGGCCUGCAGACUUUGACCUUCGGCUACAAGUUUAACCAGAGCUUGAAAUGUGUGAUCUUGCCAAUCAGCCUGCAGACUUUGUCCUUCGGCGCUUGGUUCAAUCAGAGCUUGGAAGGUGUCAGCUUGCCAAGCAGUCUGCAGACUUUGACCUUGGGCACUCGGUUCAACCAGAGCUUGGAAGGUGUCACCUUGCCAAGCAGUCUGCAGACUUUGACCUUCGGCAGGGACUUCAACCAGAACUUGGAAGGCGUCACCCUGCCAAGCAGUUUGCGGACUUUGACCUUUGGUGCCGCGUUUGACCCUAGCUUCUUGGACGGCAUUACAUUGACAAGCAGCUUGCGCGAGCUUUGCAUCGAGGAAUUUCAUGUUCGCGUUUAUUCUUCAGAUCUCAAUUGAUGAUGCCCGCGCGGUGCCUGCUGCCUGCCAAUGACUAGCCGGGCGGUGAAGGACCUCGCAGAUGAACGUAGCUCGAAGGAUCUCAAAGGAUGCGAUUUGGAUACAAA